CUUCCCUUCCCUCCUCCCUUUUCCGCCCCAGGGGCUGCGAGAUGCUCGUCAUCUUCCUCCGUGGGCUCUUUGAUCGGCGCCUCCCUUCUCUCCGAUAAGUGAAUCCCAGGCAUGGCCGAGAAACGCAAACUCCCCGCGCGCGACCGUCGCGAAUCUGCGGCGAAGCGACGGGCCUCCGAAGCCGCGUCUCGACCUUCACCUCAACCUCAACUCCUAUCCUCAAGGAGAAAGGCAUCCACCCCGAUUGUUGCCCCUUCACCUCCGCCGCCGCCCUCGGAACCUGUCGAGCCCCCUUUGCCUACAAAGGUUAAGGAUGGAGAGCCUCUCCCCACCACGGCCGCGCCGCAGCCGGCGACUCUCUCGGAGAAGGAGUAUCAGUCAUUCGCGGAAAGCGCGAUACUUUUAGUUUCCCUGGAACGAUCGAAGAAGAAAUGGCUCAGCGAUGGCAUUCUGGUACGAUACUGGACGAAGCCCAAGAAAACCAAAAGAGAACAAAUCGAAGGGAAAAACCCACCCAAGGAGACGAUGUCAAAGGUUGGAGCUUGCAAUAUCGUGGUCGGGCCUCAUCUCUUUGACGCUAUGCUAUACACCGUCAAAGAUCCCAACGCGCCGCCUCCCAUCCAAUACACACAGCCGCAACGCCCAAUGGUCCAUUACGGCCACCCGAACAACUUCCAACAAUACCAUCCUUAUCCUAAUUCCCCAGCUCCGCCUCAGAAUCAAAGACAACAUCCGCCACAGGGCUCACCGGCCACCCCGGGAACGCCUCAGCCUGGUUACCCUGCUGGCAGCCAUCCGCCUCCGCAUCCUGCGCGAACCCCUAAUCAGCCACCCCAUCGUCCUCCUGGGCCGCAGUCUGCACCACGGCCGUCGCCUUCGCAGCAGCCUCCAGCUCCACAGCCGGCAAAACCGAGUCCGGAUCCCGUCAUUCAGAUGCUUGCAACCCGAGCCGCGUCCGACCCCGAACUUAAAGCCCUGAUGAGAGUGGUGGCAUCCAGCAAAGCGUCUCAAGAGCAGCUCCGGGCUUUCCAGGCCCAUAUUGACGAGCUCAAUGCAAUUAUCCGCGCAAGGGAGCAGCAGCAGCAACGACAGCAGCAACAACAGCAGCAGCAGCAACGACAGUCUCAGCCCUCCACUCCUGCCCAUCCACAGGCUUCUCGGCCAUCCCAGCCUCCACAGCAAAACCCCCAACAGCAGAUGCCGCAGCAGCCGUCUUCACAAAAGCCACCCCAGCAGUCAGGCCAACGGAAAGAUCAAGGACAAACGCCGUCGCAACCAAUGCCGCGUGUUGAAGUACACAUUCCCAAACCCCAAUCCUCCGUUCACGGCUCAUCAAAAUCUAUCUCCUUACAGCAGCCACCAACCCCCGCUCCCCAAACGCCUAACCCGGCACCCCAGGUUGUGAUCAAACAAGAAUCUGGUGCCGUGGUACCGGCUCAGUCGACCACUCAACCGGCGCCGAGUCCCAGUGUCACCCCAGCUCCAAUCGCUACCCCGGAUCCGCAGAAACAGUCCAGUCCGGCAGUACGUCCUAUGCCACCUCCUCAACAGCAGCAGGCAGGACCGCGACCAGGUCCUCCACCCCCGCAACAUCAGCAAUCUCCAUAUCAAGGCGGUCACCCACCCACCAUCCAGUCUCGUCCUCCGCAAUAUGGCUCUCCAGCGCCGUAUUAUCGCCAAGCGCCUCCGCCUCCGCCUCCCAGGCAGAACUACAAGUCUGUCGUCUUCGAAUUUACAUCGCCUUUGACCCCAUAUGGAAGUAGUACUUCUGGACAUGCAGGAUCCGGCGACCGCUAUCUAUUCCCCGAGUACACCAUUUUGGAAUGGCUUCCCGGGGGAACCACCGUUCUCGCAUCAUUUCUUCUCGUGCGAAAGGUCGAUCCAAACACACCUUUCCCCAUUGAGGUACCCUCAGAAACAACCACUUCACGAGCCAAGGGAAAGACUGCCAAGGCCAAGUCCAAAAAGGCAGAUAAGAAAAAGGACCAAGCCACCGCCGCGGAAGAAAACAAGGACAAGGAGAGCGAGAAAGAGAAAUCCAAGGAGAAGGGGAAAGAUGAACCCGAGACCUCCACCUCCACCUCCGACACCAAACCCCCUCCCAAAGACGGCGACAAAGAAGCAGAACCCGACCAAAAAGCCCUCCCAACCGCAACGCCCAACAAACCAUCUACCGAGAAAAAAGAAGACCCAAAAGCCAAAGAUGACGCAAAGUCCGACUCCCACCUCAAAGAAUACUACCAACCCGUCACAUUCCGCAUCUUCAGCAACAACCCCAAAGUCCUCGAGCCACUCAGUCGCGUCGUCAAACCCCCAGAGGAAGUGCGCAAGCACAUGAACGAGAUCAUGGAUCGCGCGGAACGCGCCCCCGAAGGCUUUCUGGCCUACCGUCUGCCCCGCGAGGAGCACGAUGAGAACCAGGCUCGCGAGCCAGACGAGCCCAAGAAAAGCGCUACCCCUGUCCCUGUCCAUGUGUCUCGGGGUCGGUUCCGCUCGCGCAGUAAACCGGUUGAUGAGGAGUCCGAUGUUGAGAGGAAUAGCAAGGUUGGGUUUGACGAGGAGGAAGAGGAGGAGUUGAGGGACUUUUAUGGUCCGCCGACGGGAUUGCCCCCUUUGAGGCCUUGA
This is a messenger RNA of Aspergillus heteromorphus CBS 117.55, 2625 nucleotides long. RefSeq lists its product as uncharacterized. Gene Ontology annotation, molecular function: ATP-dependent H2AZ histone chaperone activity. Gene Ontology annotation, biological process: chromatin remodeling. The record is from RefSeq and is a predicted model, not a curated record. Bases 112 to 2625 code for a protein of 837 amino acids. Lineage: Eukaryota; Fungi; Ascomycota; Eurotiomycetes; Eurotiales; Aspergillaceae. Gene Ontology annotation, cellular component: Swr1 complex. The transcript has 2 exons.